Molecule: messenger RNA, 1814 nt
Organism: Stylophora pistillata
Lineage: Eukaryota; Metazoa; Cnidaria; Anthozoa; Scleractinia; Pocilloporidae
Cellular component (GO): cytoplasm
Molecular function (GO): protein binding
Source: RefSeq, a predicted model, not a curated record
ACUGUCAAACUUCUACGUAGUAAGAUAUCUCAACAUUAUCUUUCCCCUUUCUCCAAAUCAUCAAAUUAUACAGGCUUACAAUUUGGUUUAGUUCAACACUUGAGAUUAUUUGGCGACGAUGUUUCUGAGCCCGCCAUAUCAAUCUUUAUGGAUCUAAUUGAUCUUAACUGAGCCCGCAAAUACGGACUAUCGUGACGGCAGAAUCUGCAUUAGAGGAAAAGCUCUAAAUUUCUUCUCUGGGAACUCGCAUAGUGGCUUACUGACACGUUUCCACUGACACGUUUCCAUCAUUUUUGGCUAGGAUGUUUUAAUGUGCGAGUCUGUAAAUGAGGAAAUUUUGGAAGCUCAGUCUAAAGGACAUACCAACCUCUAUUUGAAUUAUCGUAAGCUUAGCGAAUUGCCUGAGGAACUUCUAACCUUGUCCAGGGUAAAGAAACUUUACCUCAAACGAAAUGUUCUGACCAAGUUGCCAGCAGAUAUCUGGAAGCUUGAAAAUCUGGUAGAGCUAUAUUUAUAUUCUAAUUACCUUCAUCACCUUCCAGAUGAGAUUGGAAAACUUCAGUUGCUUGAAAAAUUAAAUGUCGGCUUCAACUACCUUAACAUCCUGACACCAGCUAUAGGUCAGCUGAAAUCACUGACUUCACUUCAACUUGCCAACAACCAGUUGACAUAUUUACCCAAAGAGCUUGGAAAUCUCACCAAUUUGAGAGAUCUCAAUGUCAUGAACAACAAGCUUGAAUGGUUACCAUGGCAAUUGUGUAACUGUUCAUCACUCAAGAUUCUGUCGUUUGAUGGGAAUGCAGUUCAGAAGAUUCCACAUCAAUUGAUGACUCAUCAGGGACUGGCUGAACUGUAUGCCAGUGGAAACAAACUUUGUACUUUGCCUCAAGAUUUGAAUAAACUCUCCUCUUUGGAGUUCCUGAUACUGGAUCACAAUACUGAACUUCAGCUGUUGCCAGCAACUCUACUAAAAAUGAAGGAUUUAAAAAUGAUUGGCCUGAGUGGUUGUGGCUCUAAGGAGCCAGCUCGACUGCCAAGGACAGAUUCUAAAGAAUUGGAGGAAGUUUUUAAUGUGAGGAAUAUUCUUCAAGGGAGCAGUGGAAGAAUCCCUCCUCUCCUGGAGUUGUGUUUCAGAGCAGUGUUAUGCCUUGUUCAGUCACUCAAUGAUGAAAAACUCUAUUCCCUUGAGCUGCCAUCCCACGUAACCAAGUUACUGGCUGCGCCCACAGGUCACUGUUUCGUUUGUGACAGUUGUUACUUCACAGCGGUGUUCUUCCGAGAAGAAAACGCCGACACAGCACUGCGUAUCACUAAGCCCAGCGCCGAAAUCUUCCAGGGAUUGGGUGACACUACGUCUUCAUUUGUCUUUUGUUGCUGCUCAAGGAAUUGUUUGGAUGAAGUGGGCAGAUUGUGUGACAUUCCUGUUUAGGGAACAGAAUAAUAUACAGAAGUCGUGUUAGAAGGAGCAUUUAUUUUCAUGGAGAUUUUUACAGAAAUUUUUACCAGCUAAUAUGCUGACCUAAAGUCUGUGUUUGUAUGUUAUGGACUUCAGAAUUCCACUGAAAUAUUUCCUCGGAGUGUGGCCCCAAUAUAAUUGAAUCAUAAAGGGGCUUUAGGAAAGCGGUGACUUGGCGUAAAGGGAAAAGAAAAGGAUUACGUAAAACUCCGGGAGCUGUCAAAUUUAUCGUAAUUUGUUGUUUUGGUUCAAUAUUCUGAGCAUCAAUUCCAUCACGCAGAUGACGAAUAAAACAAAAAAAAGCAAGCGCAUGAUAGGUAAUGAAAGGAAAUAAAUCGCAAAAUAUUUGUCACAUCGA